GUACUUUGACUGAAAUAGGAUCUGCUCUCGGUGAUUUGGGUUUCGACAACUCCAAGGCCGCACCUCAUUAUCGACCUCUUGCGAAACCUCAAAGUUGUAGCCCCGGGAUCUUGCCUGGAUAUAUAUAUCCCUCACUGCCUUCUCUCAAGUAUAGCAGCUCCUUGUAAAAGCUCAACAGCCAAGUCCUCUGCGAAACGCUCACGAGCGAUUCUCAAGCUCAUUUUCCCAGGUCCAUCAAGACCAGGAACUUUCAGAUACCAUGACGCUGAGCCCAUCGGAUGUCGUGUUCGCCGAGGCGACCCCGGAACAGCAGAGACGGGCCUGGGAACUCAACGGCGUGUCGUGGGCGCCGCCGCUGUCCCUCCCCGACUAUCUCGAGCGGGAGAAGCACCUCUCGCAGCAGGAGCUCGCGCGGGACGGCGGGUGCAAGUACUGGGUCCUUCACCUCAAGUCCGACCCGUCCACCAUCGUCGCCAGCUGCGAGACGACGCGCAAGCCCGUCCUGAUCGCGGGCGCCCCGGGCGAGCCCGUCCGGCGCGGCGUCGGCUACGGCAUCGCGAGCGUCUACACGGACCCAGCCUACCGGCGUCAGGGGAUGGCGACCCUCAUGCUGGCCAAGGUGCAGGAGUUCCUCGACCGCGAGGCCGACUGCAGCGCCCUGUACAGCGACAUCGGCAGGCACUACUACGGCAACCUCGGCUGGCCCGCCUUCCCCAGCGACCAGGCCACCCUGCACCUGGAGCCGCCCUCGCCCGCCGAGCCCGGCCCCGACUCGGGCCUCCAGCCCUUCGUCCCCUCCGACCCGCCUGCCACCCGCCCGCUCGCCCGCUCGGACCUGCCGCCGCUCUGCGCCGCCGACGAGGCGCUGCUGGAGUCGCGGCUCGGCGCGCCCCUCCCGGCCGGCGGCGGCGGCGCCGGGAUGGCGCGUGUGGCGUUCGUGCCCAGCUUCGCGCAGAUCUCGUGGCAGCUUGCGCGCGAGGACUUCAUGGCGCGCAAGCUCUUCGGGGUGUCUGUGGAGCGGCGCGGGGCGGUGACGGCGGACGGAAAGGCGUGGGUGGUGUGGGACCACGACUGGCGGGAGAAGAAACUCAAAGUGAUGCGCCUGGUGGCGACGCACGACGGCGGCGGGGAGGCCGGGGAGCGGAUCGCGGCCCUCAAGGCGCUGCUGGAGGCGGCGCUGGCCGAGGCGAGCGCCUGGGGCCUGCAGAAGGUGCUCGUGUGGAACCCCGACGGGGAGGUCACGGUCGCGUGCAAGGCGGUCGGAAAUGCCCACGAGGAUAGCGUGAAGCUUGUGCUGGACGAGAGGCUUGACGGGAGCAUACCGAGCUUUAGGUGGAGGGGGGAGGAUAAGCGGGAUACCAUCUGGGAAGACAAUUACUACUAUUGUUGGUGUUGAUGUAUUUGGACGAGAACUACCUAUUUAACUCCGGGCACCACGCUGUUCCACUGAUACCUG
Messenger RNA from Phialemonium atrogriseum, 1456 nucleotides. RefSeq lists its product as uncharacterized. Gene Ontology annotation, molecular function: acyltransferase activity, transferring groups other than amino-acyl groups. The transcript has a single exon. Bases 260 to 1396 code for a protein of 378 amino acids. The record is from RefSeq and is a predicted model, not a curated record. Lineage: Eukaryota; Fungi; Ascomycota; Sordariomycetes; Cephalothecales; Cephalothecaceae.